UAUUUUUUGUUGUUCUUCUUCUUCUUUAAUAUGGUUCAAACACGCUCUGCUGCAAAUAAACAAGAUACAGACACAGACAUAAAUGAAAACUCACCUCCGCCUAAUCGUGCUGCUCGUCGUGCUGCUCAAAAGAAAGAGCAAAAAGAGAUCAAGAUGCAAAAGAUCACAAAGACAACAAAGACAACACGUACCAGAAAAGUAACAAGAACACAUCACCCUGUUCUGUUGAAUCCUAUCACCACUCACUAUGAAUUUGGUGGCGUGUUGGGUGCUUUAGCCAUGAUCGUAUGUUUGCCUACGCUUGUACUGAUGUUCGCGUAUGGAUCAGAUCCUACGUUUGGUUAUCAUCCAUUUCAACGUACAUUUGAGUUUGCCAAGCAGAUGGAUAUACAAACCAUUCAACAUACGCUCCAACAAUGGCAUUAUGGUGCUGCUAUUUGGUAUCUUGGGUUUGUGUUACAAUUGGUGGUGUAUUCGAUCGCCAUGCCUGGUGAAGAAGUAGAAGGUGUGCCAUUGCGUGAUGGUUCUCGACUGAAAUAUAAAAUUAACGCCAUGGCAACACUUCAAUCCCUUGUCAUGAUCGCGGUCAUGGCAUUGCGUGGACAAGGAUGGGCAUUGUUCUUAUGGACAAGAGCUCAUUUUGCAGACAUUGCUUUAGUCUCUGUUGUGUUUUCUUUUUUGGUGUCCAUCGCUGUCUAUGUCAGCAGUUUUUAUGGUCAUAAAAUGCUGGCUUUAGGAGGAAAUACAGGCAAUCCCAUCUAUGAUUUCAUGAUUGGUCGUGAAUUAAACCCUCGUGUGGGUCAAUUCGAUAUCAAGUUCUUUACUGAACUGAGACCUGGUUUAAUGAUGUGGCUCGCCCUCAACAUAUGUUUCGCUGUCUGUCAGUGGGUUGAAUUAGGCCGCAUCACGUACUCGAUGAUCUUGGUCAAUGUAUUCCAAGGCUGGUAUGUGAUUGACGCCUUGAUCAAUGAAUCCAGUAUCUUGACCACCAUGGACAUCACCACAGACGGAUUUGGAUUCAUGUUGGCCUUUGGUAAUUUGUGUUGGGUACCUAUGAUGUACAGUCUUCAGGCACGUUAUCUGUGUGAUUAUCCUGUUGACCUAAGCUGGCCUCAUCUGAGUGCGAUUGUGGCACUUCAAUGUGUGGGCUAUUAUAUCUUUCGAUCGGCUAAUACACAAAAAGAUGCUUUCCGAAAAAACCCUCAGGAUCCCAAACUGGCUGGCUUGUCUUAUUUAGAGACAGAGGCAGGAACACGUUUGAUCACGUCAGGAUGGUGGGGACAAGCGCGCCAUAUUAAUUAUUUGGGUGAUUGGCUGAUGUCGGUUGCUUGGUGCUUGCCUUGUGGAUUUGGGUCGAUAAUUCCUUACUUUUAUUGCAUUUAUUUUGCUGUGUUGUUGAUUCAUCGCGAGAGAAGAGAUGAACAAAAGUGCCGUCAAAAGUAUGGUAAAGAUUGGGAGCGUUAUUGUUCUAUCGUAAAGUAUCGUAUUGUUCCAGGCAUCUAUUAGAAUCAUAAUAAAGUUAAAUAAUUGAAUGUGCGC
Molecule: messenger RNA, 1539 nt
Organism: Gilbertella persicaria
Lineage: Eukaryota; Fungi; Mucoromycota; Mucoromycetes; Mucorales; Choanephoraceae
Product: ergosterol biosynthesis ERG4/ERG24
Exons: 4
Coding region: 31-1506 (491 amino acids)
Biological process (GO): ergosterol biosynthetic process
Cellular component (GO): endoplasmic reticulum membrane
Molecular function (GO): Delta14-sterol reductase activity
Source: RefSeq, a predicted model, not a curated record